CCAGAAUAACGGGAAUCAAUCACCCACUCAUCAAAAGGGGGAGGGGGGGGGAUUUCGAGCGUGCAUCAACAAUCACAGACUUCGAGUAUUGCUGAAGCCUGAAAAAUUAAACUACUGUAGCAUCACAUCACAGAAACAMUCGAACUGUUGACACGAACUGUCAUCAAACGAGGUCAAUACCGAUAGUGACAACGGCAAAGAACAAAUCCAAUUAAUACGGCAAAAAAAGAGAACAUUAGUGGGCAAAGCGGUCUUUUUUCUCGCCACGCAGAAAAGCAGGUACUUCGUAAUACAUUUUUGUUUGAGGMAUGGGAUUCUUGCUACUUUCCGUAGAAUACCCCUCCGAGAGCGACAAAAAAAGAUUUCUCAGAACGGCCGGUCCCCACUCCGGUUUUACAUCCCCUAUCCAUGGUUUCUUAGCGGCAUCGGCGACUGACGAUCAGUGGCGGAGCGUCCUGAAAGCAAUCCGCGAAAAUGCCGAAGMGUUGUCGUUUUUGGACGACGUACCACCGCAACCGCGUCCACUGAGACCGAACGACGACAAUUACCAGGUCAGAUACGAACAAAGUAGCAAUUCGAAUCUGGAUAUGCUUCGAUUUGCUUCGAUCGCUUUACAUUUCCCAUCAAGAUUUCUAACGAUGACACUUCCUGUUCGCCCUCUAUGCAACAUACUAUACUAUUGAUCUAUCGAUCAAACAAAUGUUCCACUCGAUAUGCAAAACAGGCUUUCAGUGGAACAAAGUGGAAGCCCGAGGUAUUGGUCCGAGCAGCAUCCUCUCCAUUGCAUCCAGCUCUAUUUGCCCUUAUGAACCGGGAUGAUGAGAGCACCCCAUACCCACGCUUUGGUCRCUGUGCAAACUGCACAAACCGAACGCCCCAAAUGAACCGGUGCGGCCGCUGCAAACUUGUGAGGUACUGCUCGAGGGCUUGCCAGUCCGCGCACUGGAAGAAGGUGCACAAGACGAGCUGUGUAAAGGCCCAGCCGUUCUCGUUAUACAAAAGCAUGAACGGGAACGAUGGAUUCCACGUGUCAUCGGACGAAUGCAGGUGGCUCCAGGCGGCGUUGUCACGGGAUCCAAACACUAGUAGCGACAACGUGCUUCAAUGCUUUCGGGCAUACUUUGGUGUCGCAGGGGACCUCGGGGGCUGCUUCGUGUUGUAGAGGGAUAUAGUACAACUAGUGGUGUCUUGGGUUCUAUGACAGCUGCUACAGCUAGUAGUACCGGUAGGAUCUAUUAACGUCAUCAUUCUUAAGUUCUUUUGCCCCCCGUCACAUCGUCCCUUUUCUGCUCCUUCAAUUUCGCGAAACCGCUUGAGUAUUUGUA
Messenger RNA from Pseudo-nitzschia multistriata, 1325 nucleotides. NCBI's taxonomy places the organism in Eukaryota, Bacillariophyta, Bacillariophyceae, Bacillariales, Bacillariaceae. The record is from the annotation of a GenBank genome assembly.